CGUCCGGACUCACAGAUGCACCGGAGACCGGGAUCAGAACCGGGGGAAGUCAGAGGUUCUUUACGCUCCGAGAUGGAAAAUAUUGAAAAGACUCUUUGAAAGUUUACAUUUUGGACAUGGAGACAGAAGCGAACAGACAAAUAAUCACAACAACGUCCGCCUGAGGUUCGGUGCAGCGGAGGAUGACACCGGCACCGCCUGGCGAGCACCGACGCGUUGAUCAACACUUCCACAUCUCUGGAGAAGAGUAGGUAAAAGCAAAGAGCGACUGUCUGCCUCUGGUUCUGCAGAAGGACCAGCAUCGCUCUCUCUGCCAGCUCUGCUUACCGGCUGCGCAAACAGCGCGCUUGUUUUGCGCUCCUUUAUAUCUUUGCACCAUCGCAGACUGCGGCAAAAAACAAACCCGGACAUCUCGUUCAAACAGGUCUCUGCAGCCACGCUCGUUCAAACAUGACUGCCCUCUUGUCUUCAUGCUGUUUCCCUGAUGAGAGUUCACAUCUGCUGGAUAUUAGGAAGUAAAAGAGCUUUGCUACAAACUCUCUGAACAGCAUCAGCAAGGCAGUAUAAUCUGUGGACUCACCAUGGGCACUAUCCUAUCCCUGUCCCCCGGCUUUCGGAAGUCAGGCUACUAUGACAACCGUCCGGGCUCGCUCAGCCACUACCCGAGCAUCAGCAGCCGCUCCCUCAACAGCCAGAAAGAGCGCGGGCUGAAGAGGGGGCAGUCCAUCUUCCUCCCGGCGCUGACAUGGAAGCGACUGGUGGCUUCAACCAAGAAGAAGGGUAACUCCAAGAAAGGCUCCGGUGGUCAAAUGGCCCUCGGGGACCCUCUCAACAACAACAACAACAUCAACAUCUACCAAAAGGACCCCUUGUUGCACCUCAACCGCGAAAAUGUGAAGAAGUCGUUGUCCUGUGCCAACCUGUCCAGCUACGAGGGCCCAGCAGGUCUGGGUCUGGGGCUCGGCUACGGCAUGGGGCUGGGCCAGGGCCACGGAUACGGCUACAGCAAAUCACAAGUGCUCUCCUCUGUGAAAAAAGUUCCCCAAGGGACGGCGACAUCGUCCCCAAAGCGCGUCAUCGUCCAGGCGUCCACCAGUGAGCUGCUGCGCUGCCUGGGGGAGUUCCUGUGCUGUCGCUGCUACCGGCUGAAGCUCCUGGCUCCCGCCGACCCUGUGCUGUGGCUGCGGUCCGUGGACCGCUCGCUGCUGCUGCAGGGCUGGCAGGACCAGGCCUUCGUCACGCCCGCCAACGUCGUCUUCGUCUACAUGCUGUGUCGAGACGUGGUGGAUGGCGACGUUGUGUCGUCGGAGCACGAGCUGCAGGCCAUCCUGCUCACCUGCCUCUACCUGUCCUACUCCUACAUGGGCAACGAGAUCUCGUACCCGCUCAAGCCCUUCCUGGUGGAGGCGGGUAAGGAGGCCUUCUGGGACCGCUGCCUCGCCAUCAUCAAUGCAACCAGCGCCAAGAUGCUGCGCAUCAACGCGGACCCGCACUAUUUCACACAAGUAUUUGCUGAACUCAAGAGUGAGGGCGGCUGCGGCCCUCAGGACUAUAGUCGGUUGCUGGAUCGGUGAGAAGAACUUUGCUGAUCACAGGCCUUUUUGUACACUCAUGCACAUGUAUACUUGCACACUGAAGCAUACAUUUGUCUCAUCGGAUUCCUUAUCUUCUUCUGCUGGAGGAAUGUCGGCCUAUCUAUAAUAAAUGUAAUGAUUAUAUCUCUGUUCUCCCUUGCAUCUUCAACAAAAAGGAAUUAUAAACAUUCUCCCCAAGAUAAUUGGCAUAAAAGAAGCUCACAGUUUUGCUUUUAUUUUCCUUGUCCUGGAAUAUCCACCUGAGUUUACUUGAAUUGAAGAACCAUUUGGCCCAUCUGUCCAGUACGUGGUCCCAGCUGCUCCUCUGGAUCUGCACAACCAAGCCUCCUAUCCUCUAUGAACUUCUCUGAACGUGCUCAAUCAGUGCUUAGGACAAUAGGAUGCCAUCAUCCCUCCACCAAUACCAUCAAGGAUUCUUCAACAUUUGCAUUCUAAACGUUGGAGUGGAUUCACAGAAGAAUAAAACAGACAAUAUAAUCCUCCGAGGCCAAGUUACAUUUUCCAGGGCAAAAAGAGGAGACAUGUUGACAUCCACUGCUGGCUAAGCCCCAUGUGGCAGCAGUAAGAAGUGAGUCAGAGUGACGGGGACAGCUGAGAGGGCCAUGUUAGGUCCUGCUGUGUGGUCAGUAAAGCAGAGCAGAGUUUUGUGGAGCCUUUUGAGGGGCGUCUGACUUGAGGGGACAGUUGCUGUUUUUUUUAUCGUUACUCAUUCAAGCCUGCAUCUGUGUUUCCAUUUUAUCUCAGGAGACUCUCCUGGUGGGAGCAUAAUUUGAGAUGGAUGUGUGUGUGUG
Molecule: messenger RNA, 2386 nt
Organism: Notothenia coriiceps (black rockcod)
Lineage: Eukaryota; Metazoa; Chordata; Actinopteri; Perciformes; Nototheniidae
Product: cyclin-dependent kinase 5 activator 1
Exons: 2
Coding region: 582-1574 (330 amino acids)
Biological process (GO): brain development; axon guidance
Cellular component (GO): cytoplasm; protein kinase 5 complex; growth cone
Molecular function (GO): cyclin-dependent protein serine/threonine kinase activator activity; protein kinase binding
Source: RefSeq, a predicted model, not a curated record